This is a messenger RNA of Anopheles coustani, 2736 nucleotides long. Its product is annotated as solute carrier family 2, facilitated glucose transporter member 10-like. Gene Ontology annotation, biological process: transmembrane transport. The transcript has 4 exons. The record is from RefSeq and is a predicted model, not a curated record. Gene Ontology annotation, molecular function: transmembrane transporter activity. Gene Ontology annotation, cellular component: membrane. The coding region runs from base 16 to 2736 and encodes 906 amino acids. NCBI's taxonomy places the organism in Eukaryota, Metazoa, Arthropoda, Insecta, Diptera, Culicidae.
AAAAUUAUCGCUGAAAUGCCGGAAGAUGACACGGCUUCCGAGCGUGAGCCGGCAACGAAACCGUGUGCUGAUGGUGGGAAUGCGAGAGCAGCCCUUGCCCAAGCGUGUGCCGUUGGUGUGAAAAAUGUCCUUCUACUCGGCUAUGGUAUGACGUUGGGCUUUCCGACCAUCGUUAUUCCCGCCAUUCAGGGUGGUGAUGGCCGUGAACCGGCCCUCGAAAAAGAUGUCACGCUGAGCCGGGAGCAAAUCUCGUGGCUUAGUUCGAUCAAUCUGAUUUGUGUACCUCUGGGAAGCAUCUUUUCGGGCAUGCUUGCUCAACCGAUUGGCCGAAGGCGCGCGAUGCAGUUGAUCAACAUUCCAAUAUUCAUUGCGUGGAUGCUGUUCCAUUACGCCAGCGAUGUUAAUUUUCUCUACCUUGGUCUCGCGUUGGCCGGACUAAGUGGUGGUCUCGGCGAAGCACCCGUUUUGACGUACGUUGCGGAAAUUACACAACCACGAUACCGUGGCAUGUUAGCCGCCACUGGCUCAACCUGUGUAAUUCUGGGCGUCCUAAUGGAGUUCCUCAUGGGUAGUUUUCUCAAGUGGCGCACAGUGGCUCUGGUGAGCUCGUCGGUUCCGGUACUGGCAGCAUUGUUGCUCUUCCUCAUUCCGGAGAGUCCAGUUUGGCUGGCAAGCAAAGGGCGUCUGGAAGAGUCAAAAUCUGCCCUCGCCUGGUUACGUGGAUGGGUUUCAAAGGAAGACGUAGAUGAGGAGUUUAAAGAACUUGAGCAGCAAAUGACGAAGGCUGCGGAACUACAAAAAGAUUUUACCAUCAUUGAUAAAGCACGACUCUACACGCAGCGCGCUUUUCUGCAGCCGUUCGGAAUCAUUCUGCUGUGCUUUUUUAUCGGUCACUUCUCUGGCAUGACCACCCUGCAAACCUAUGCCGUCCAGAUAUUUCACACUCUUAAAGCCCCCAUCAACAAAUAUUACGCCACCUGUCUCCUCGGGUUAACGGAGCUUAUUGGAACACUGUUCUGCGUGUUUCUUGUACAUCGCACUGGUAAGCGGCCACUGGUGUUCAUCUCGACGAUUGGAUGCGCAAUCUGCUUCUUCGGAGCGGCCAGUUAUGCUUACUUCCUGAACGAUAUUCCUGGCGGUUCGGUGCAAAAUGUGGUUGCCAACGUAUCCUCGAUCAGGGCGGAUAUAGCGGUCAUACCACUGCGUUCCAAGGAAGUGAUUGCUGAGUGGAAAAACAGUUCCGUUAUCGAACUGUUGAAUCUAACGGCAAUAGAACCACCAAAUAACGGGAGCACAAACAUUAUAGAAACACCGCAACAACAACGUCGCAAUGGAUCAUCGGAUGGUAUUUUGUAUGCGGCACAAAGCUUUACCAAUUAUUACCUCAACGAUAGCCUUGAUGAACCGAUCAACAUUACGAUCAGCUACGGUGAGUACGUCCAGUCAGCCAUCCCGAAGGACGUCUUCGUGCCACUGCCGCUCGUCAAUCGGAACAAAUUGGUAUGGGUCCCGCUGACGCUACUGCUUGGCAGCGCCUUCCUGACACACAUUGGUAUCCGCCUAAUACCCUGGAUACUGAUAGGCGAACUGUUUGCCCCCAAUGUGCGCAGCGGUGGCUCCGGUCUCGCCGGUGGAAUCGCCUACAUAUUUGGAUUUAUUGCAAACAAAACAUUCUUAAAGAUGCUCGCGAUCUUUUCAUUACCCGGCACGUUCUGGAUUUACUCCUUGGUCACGGUCGUCGGUGCCAUGAUCCUCUACAAAGUGCUCCCGGAAACGGAAGGAAAAACUUUACAGGAGAUCGAAACGUAUUUUGCCUCUCCCAGGAAGCGAUCGGUACGUUUCGAUCAAGAAGCACCAGCACCCCGACCCGGACCGAAGCUAUCCACUGGCAGUGCGGCCGCUACACAGCCGCCACCACCUCCAAUUCCUCCGAAGCCGUACCCAUUGAAGGAUGAUAUCGACCGUGCACGGAGAAUUUCACUCCUGCCCCGACAAAUGUCACAGUCGUCCCGAAAUACGACGGUGUCCGAUUUCUCUGUUGCUUCGUUCAACUCGCAAGGAACUGCCCAAUUAAGUCGAUCUACGUCCCGUACAUCGUAUACACUGGAGGAUACGCAUGACCAGCCAGAACCGCAAAUAUUUAGAAAAAUCUCAGAAACACUUCCCGAAACCCCUGCUAGACGACAAAGUGAACACAUCCCUGCUUCGCCCAAGCCUCCCGCUAUCGUGCGAAACCAUUCCACUGAUACGUUUUCCAAAAUGGAGUGCCCCUCGCCUCCCGCUACCCGUCGCAGAGGUUCUGCGGUGGGAUCGAACCAUCUUUUCCGAGGCGUCUACGAAAUGCAUCUGAAGAUACCACCACAUAAAAUUCAGCCUAUGACUCGGCCGGUCCGGGCACGUGCUAAACGACCUCCACCGUCCCAUGUGGUGGACUGUAGCACAUGGGAUAGUAAUAGAAAAUUUGAAGAAUUCCUUCACCGUCAUAAGGCAGAAGAAGUUCCACCAGCGGUGCGUCCGAUGCGCAAUGUUACCAGCGCACACGAUUUGAAAACGUUUGAACUAAAGCAUCUUGUGGUGCAAGAUGGAACGCUCAAGGAUAGAAAUUUUUCGUUUAGUGAUACAAAACUGACCCCCACUGACGGUAGAGGACGAGGGGAAACUCAGCUGUCCUACGAGGGAGGCAUGACCAAUGCAGCAUUUCAUUUGAGCUCAAGCGACGAAUCGACGGCCAUGUGA